AUGACAUAUUUAUUAUGCUGUCUAGCUUGCCUUAUCUCGUAUGUCCAGCUGCUCUCAUCACCAAACAUUGCUUUUGCUUCUUCUCUUGAAGCAGAGGCUCUUCUCAAAUGGAAAGCUAGCUUUCAAAAUCAAACCAAGAAUAAUCUGACCUCAUGGGCUUACCAUCCAAAAGUAAAUAUAAUCCCAUGCAACGUUUGGACUGGUAUUUCAUGCAACACUGCUGCAAGUGUCAACAGGAUCAACCUCACCAAUUCUGGGAUACAAGGUACGCUAUAUGAAUUUCCAUUCCUGUCCCUCCCUAAUCUCGAAUACAUUGACCUCAGCUUGAACCAACUCUUUGGUGCCAUCCCAUCUCAGAUAAGUUCCCUCUCCAAACUCAUCUAUUUUGACCUUUCUUAUAAUCAGUUGUCUGGGAGAAUCCCACCAGAAAUUGGUCUUCUAAAUAAUCUUCAAGCCCUGCACCUAAAUACGAACCAAUUAAAUGGCUCAAUUCCUCAAGAAAUAGGAAAUUUGAAGUCUCUAGUGGAAUUAUGCAUUGAUGAUAACCAUCUAUCCGGUCCAAUCCCGUCAUCAUUAGGUGAUCUAACAAACCUUACCCGUCUCUGUCUCUUUAAAAAUAAUCUUUCUGGCACAAUUCCAAAAGAGAUAGGGAAUUUGAAAUCUAUUUUGGUGCUAGAGUUGAGCCAGAAUCAAUUCAAUGGUUCCAUCCCCACUUCACUUGGUGACUUGAGCAACCUAGAAAUCUUAUUCCUACGCGAUAACCAACUUUCUGGCUCCAUCCCCCAAGAGAUUGAGAAUCUCAUGAAGUUGACUGUGCUGGAACUCGACACUAACAAUUUUUCUGGUUAUUUGCCACAAAAUAUUUGCCAAGGCGGAUCACUACAAAAGUUUACGGUAAACUCCAACCAUUUCAUAGGUACAAUCCCCAAAGGUUUGCAAAAUUGCAAGAGCUUAGUGAGAGUUCGUCUUGAAGGGAACCAACUAACGGGCAAUAUAUCUGAAAACUUUGGUGCCUAUCCAAAUCUUCAUUUUAUUGACCUGAGCCAUAAUAACUUGCACGGUGAAAUCUCACAGCUCUGGGGACAGUGCCCGCAAUUAGCAACACUACGAAUUGCGGGGAACAAGCUUACUGGUAGUAUACCACCUGAGAUUAGCCAUGCAACCCAAAUUCAUGUAUUGGAUCUUUCUUCCAAUAGUUUAGUAGGGGUGAUUCCCAAGGACUUUGGGAGAUUGACUUCUUUGGUGAAUUUGAUGUUGAAUGGAAAUCAACUUUGGGGUCCUAUACCCUCAGAAUUUGGAUCACUGACUGAUAUUGAAUAUCUUGACUUGUCCACCAACAAAUUCAAUGAGCCAAUUCCAGGCAUUUUAGGCAACUUGCUCAAAUUAAACUACUUGAAUUUGAGAAACAACAAGUUCAGUCAAGAAAUUCCAUUUCAGUUGGGGAAGUUAGUUCAUCUGUCCCAACUUGAUCUAAGUCAUAACUCACUUGGGGGUAAGAUACCAUCAGAAAUGAGCAGUAUGCAAAGCUUGGAGAAGUUGAAUCUUUCCUACAAUAAUCUUACAGGUCUCAUUCCAACAACUUUUGAUGAAAUGCAUGGCCUGUAUGACAUCGACAUAUCCUACAAUCAACUGCAGGGUCCAAUCCCCAACAACAAAGCAUUUCAAAAUGCUCUAAUGGAAGGGAAUAAUGGAUUGUGUGGCGACGUUGGAGGACUAAAACCCUGCAAUCAUUCUGUGGAGCAUAAGCAUACCUCAAGGAAGGCGUUCUUAAUCAUUUUCCCUAUCUUGGGAACACUAUUACUUGCUUUCCUGGCUUUUGUUUUGAUUGGAAGAAGAAGAAGUAGAAGAAGGCAAGAACAGGAAAUCGAACAGAUGCAUGAAAGUUUUUUCUCAAUAACUAAUUUUGACGGAAGAAAAAUGUAUGGACAAAUCAUGGAAGCAACCAAUGGUUUUGAUGUCGUCCAUUGCAUCGGGAAGGGAGGACAGGGAAGUGUCUACAAGGCAAAGCUCCCAUCAGGCAGCAUUGUUGCAGUGAAGAAAUUCCAUAGAACACUUGAUGGUGAGGAGGCAUCUCGGAAGGAGUUCUUUAAUGAAAUAAGGGCCUUAACUCAGAUACGACACCGAAACAUUGUGAAGUUUCUUGGCUUUUGUUCAAGUUCCCAUCACUCGUUUUUGGCCUAUGAGUAUCUGGAAAAAGGUAACUUGGCAGCAAUCUUGAGCAACGAGCAUGAAGCUAAAAAGUUGGACUGGAGUACAAGGGUGAGAAUCGUAAAGGGUGUAGCUCAUGCUUUGUGUUAUAUGCAUCAUGAUUGUGCGCCACCUAUCGUGCAUCGAGACAUAACAAGCAGCAACAUUUUGCUGCAUUGUGACUAUGAGCCUUGCGUUUCGGACUUUGGCACUGCUAAGCUUUUGAAUCCAGACUCGUCGAAUUGGACUGCUCUUGUAGGCACAUAUGGAUAUGUAGCACCAGAGCUGGCUUAUACAAUGAAGGUAACAGAAAAAUGUGAUGUUUAUAGCUUUGGAGUGCUGGCACUGGAAGUGAUUAUGGGAAAGCAGCUAGGCAAUUUCGUCUCCUCCUUUUCGUUUCCAUCCACCACCUAUGCAAACAUAUUUCUCAAGGAUGUGUUGGACCAAAGCCUUCCACCUCCUACACCUCAACUUGAAGAUGAACUCAUAACCAUUGCAAGGCUAUCAAUUGCAUGCAGACAUUCCCACCCACAAUCGAGGCCAACAAUGCACAUGGUUUCUCAGGCUUUAUCGUUCCCAACUGCUUCUUCCAAUAGAAGAUCAAAUGAUAUUACCCUUGAACAACUCAUUAUGAUCUGAAUUGCGUGUGCCAUAUGUAUAUUGUAGUCAUUUGAGUACUUCUUUUCAUAUAAACUUUAUCAUGUGUAUUGUUGAUUUUUGUAUCACAGUAGCUGGUGUAACCAGAUUAUCCUCUU
Messenger RNA from Prunus persica (peach), 2942 nucleotides. Its product is annotated as MDIS1-interacting receptor like kinase 2. Bases 1 to 2826 code for a protein of 941 amino acids. Gene Ontology annotation, biological process: protein phosphorylation. The record is from RefSeq and is a predicted model, not a curated record. Gene Ontology annotation, molecular function: protein kinase activity; protein binding; ATP binding. Lineage: Eukaryota; Viridiplantae; Streptophyta; Magnoliopsida; Rosales; Rosaceae. The transcript is spliced from 2 exons.